AUGUCUUUCCGAGGCGAUGGCCAGCGCCGCUACGGCCAUGUGCCCCCAGUGCAAUAUCCUGUAGCCGACCAGGCCCAGGACCAGUCCUCCUACCCGGCGCGGCGACCUAGCUUCAACAACGGCGACGAUUCCUCCUUCUUCGACCAAGGUCAGGACCAAGCGACUCCCCAGGGCUACCCAGACGCGAGCGCUCCAUCCGUUAGAGGCCGAGAUGAGCUCUUCCUCACCAGCCCAACCGACCCCUCUGUGAACCGACCGAGCUAUGGCUCCGCCAACAGCGCCAUGUCAGGCUUCCAACACCAGUUCCAGGCGGCCGCACCGCCGACCCCCUCCCACUCGACCUACAACCCUCAACACUUUGCGCGAUCGCAAUCCACGUCGCUGCCUUAUCAUCCUCAGCCCCCUGUUCAGCGUUAUAGCUCGACCAGUGCCGGGUCCAAUACCGCUGCCUCGCCGACCAACUACACGCCAGCAGCGUACAACCCCGCGGCUUACGCCACUGCCACAAGCCCCCAGCGCGCACCCACCCAGCAUGGCUACAACAACAACAACUACAACCAAGGCUACACCUCCCCGACCAUUCCCCAGGCCCCGACCUACGGCAUGUCACCUGCCUCUACCUACAACCAGUCCUUCCCCCAGAGCGCUCAGGCGCCAGCUCGCCAUGAUCAACCGUUGCCAAGCCCUGGCUUCAGCUCGAAUGCGUCGACCACGUCACAAACGCCAUCCUAUGAUCCCUCCUACACCCAGUCAUACGGCAACAACUACGGUAACUAUGCGUCCAACGGAAACAACCCCGCGCCUGCUCCGUACCCGACCGGCACAUCACAAGCACCCUAUCCCCUCCAAUCUCACAUUCCUGUUGGCCCAGCCUACUCGGCCGAUCCGUCAUCAUUCUACACCCGGACAUCUAGAUCUAAUUCAUCAACGUCACCCCUCCACUCACCCCAAAUUCACUCUCCUGGCCUGCAGCGACACCCCACGCAUGCGCCCUUGCCAAGCAGACCCAUGGACUACGUUUCCGAAGAGGCCACUUGGGAGCCGGAUGAGAGGCGGCACGAGAACGAUCAAGCGCGCUACCAAGAAGAUAUCAUGCACGACAUCGAGGCAGAGCUGGGUAGUAUCAACCGCCAUAGACCUGCCCCGGUGAAUGGCGGUCAGUUCUCCGACGACGAGCUGCAACAAUUGCGACGCUACACCACAAGCUCGACAACGCUUAAUCCCACCGACUCGUCCAAUGUCAGUCGUUUUUCGUCAAACGCAUCCACAAACCCGAGGGAUAACGCCUCAUCUACGUUCGACUACGACGACGAUGACGACGACCCUGAAGGCACUGCCGGUGUAUUAGCCAUGCAGCAAGCGGAGAUGGACGACCGCAGAUUCAGCACCGCAGCAGGAGGGCCCGGUCCGUACCCGUACACCGAGCCAGUUCCUGUCAGUGCUGUCAGCACGAUGAACACCCUCCCACCACCUGCGGAAGAACAAAGCAGUGAUACCGACUAUGGUGGAAUGGACCUUGGCUUGUUCAGCGGUGGAUAUGCCGGUAAUCUUGCGUAUGGAAACAGCGUUGCUUCUCCGCCUGCAGACCAGGAUGAAAAUACCCAGAGGCCGCUGCCAGACCCGACGACCUAUCCUCAGCCCUCCUAUGAUGCCUACGAGGGCGCGCCGGCUUUCAAAGACGCUGUCGUGGAUUAUGGUGACACUGGCGGCUUGCAGCCGCCCACCGCUCACCGACUAAGCUUUGACGAAGGCGAUGAGCGUGUAUCCCUGCAUUCUAGACAGAGCACCAACGACUCGCCCAACAAAGAGGAAUAUCCUGACAUUUUCUAUCAUCCUGGUCUCACGAAUCGACCGCUGCCAGCUCUUCCUCCGGCCCCAAGUAGCGACAGCGGUUCUAUGCUCUCCCCCCAAGGAUCGGUCAGCCACCGACAUUCUCAUGGGCAUUCACUCAGCGUCGAUUCACGCCACAUGUACCCGCCAGAAGGGCCCGAGGCUUACUAUGGAGCUUCAGGCUCGGCAUCUCCCUAUCCGGAACGGUCCAUCUCCUUAUCGAGCCAUAGCAACACACCUCAGGUUCAUGCUCCCGCGCGCUCGCGCACUGAUGCGGCCGAGGAGCGGCGCAAGUUGUUCAAGCAGAUGACGCAGCAGCAGCAGCAGCAGUACUUGACGGCGAACCACGGCAAUCCCCAAGAGGGCUACGAGUCAGGGACGCCGUCAUCCAUGACAUUUGACAUGAUCACGCUGCCAAGUGGAAGGCGGAGAAAGUUCGUGCCCGGGAAGCUCACUGCUACAGAUUUCGGCAUAUGCACCGAGCCUUGGGCCCUCAGCGGCAUCGCUGCAUGGAUUCGCGAGAUGGCUGAUGGGGAGCCUGAUCUCAAGCAGAAAACGGUUGAAGAAGCCCUUGUCGCCCUGUUCACUGUCAAGGUGCCGACCAUUAACGUGGCCGACGCCGAGGUGCUGUCAACAACAGUCGUGGAGUUGCUGCUGGAGGCGCAAAUCCUGAUCCCGGAGGAAGAAUGGGUCAAAUUUGGGCCAGGUACCGUUUCUGGCGUGUUAUGGCAACUGACUGGGUCUGGCUGUUACGCCUCAAAGCUUCACGAGAACGAGGCGCCCGGUCGCUGUUACUCCUAUCACUGCAUGAGGACGCUGAAGAAGGCGAAUCUCGACGACCUCAUGCUGGAUGAGACGAAGGUUGAGGGGUGGGCCGAAUUCUUCAAGGUCACCAAAGAAAUGGUCGAGGGUAAGCCGAAGAAGGAGGUUGAGCGACAAAACGUACUGCACGAGAUUGUCACCAGCGAGGAAACCUACAUGAACCAACUAGAGGUCUUGCGGGUUCUCUACAGGGAUCAGAUCCAGCACGCGCCGAGCCCCAUCAUUGCGCCCAAUCGCGUCGAUAAGUUCGUCGCUGUGGUCUUUGGUAAGGUUGACGCUGUGCUCGACGCCAACAAGGAGAACCUGCUGGCGCAGCUCAAAUACCGGCAGCAAGAGCAGGGCCCUUGGAUCGUGGGGUUCAGCGACCUGUUCCGCGAGUGGAUCCGCAAAGCUCGCGACGUCUACAUCGACUACGCCUCUCAGUAUCCGCAUGCUUCAUACCUUGUGCGCAGGGAAAAGGAUCGCAACAUCAUCUUUGCCAAGUUUCUGGACGAAGUGCGCGGCCACAAGCGCUCAACCAGGCUAGACUGGACGCAUUUCCUCAAGACACCCAUCACGCGGUUGCAACGUUACACGUUCUUGCUACAAACCGUUGAAAAGAACAUGCUUGUCGACAGCGAGGAGAAGGCAAACCUAGCGAAAGCCAUUUCGGAAAUUCACAAUGUCACGCUCGAAUGUGACCAGAAGGUGGCAGAGAUGCAGAAGAAGGUUGAGAUGAUGGAGCUGAACGCAAUGCUGGUAUUGCGUCCCGGUUUCCAUUCCGUCUUGAACCUCGACCACCUCGGCCGUGAGCUCAUCUUGCAGGGCGAACUGACAAGAAUGGGACACAAGGGUGUGCGAUGGGUGGACACGCAUGCGCUCCUGUUCGACCACUACUUGAUUCUGGCCAAGCCGGUCAGUUCUCGUGACGGUAGAGGGGGUAAGAAGUUUGACGUGUCAAAGGAGCCCAUACCGAUGCCGCUGCUCUUCCUCGACAGCAUGAAUGAUGACCCGAUAUCGAAGCAAAAGGGUAUCGCACCUUUGGCACGAGGGACGGGCGGGUCGACCCCGGACAACCGGCUUGGUAAGAUCACGAGUAACGGCGGUGACCGCCCAACCCUGGAACACGCAGCCACAAGCUCGUCGAUUGGUUCUGUAAGCGUGAGCAGGUUAACACCCACCAUGUCGAACGACUCGAAAGACAAGAUCUUGUAUCCGUUCAAGAUCAAGCAUCUUGGUCACGAAACCUACACCCUCUUUGCCACGACGCCGGACAAGCGGGCGGACUGGGUGCAGAAGAUCAUUGAGGCCAAGACACGGCAUGCCAAGGCGCUGUUCUCGCAAAACGCGGAACCAUUCCGAUUACGAGUGCUGGCGGACAGCUCGUUCGCAUACGACUCAGUGUCGGCCAUUGGCAAGACUGCCGGCGUGCCGGUACGGGGUACGCCGUUGGAUCGGGCGAUUCGUGAGCUCGAGCAGGUAUAUGGGCCUGGUCGCGCGGCUCCGGUGUGCCGAGCGCAGGUCAACUGCGCCACCGGCUUCACAGCCUACGGUAAAUCAAUCAUUGCAAUCGGAACAGACUACGGCGUGUACAUAUCCGAUACGACGGAUCCCCGAGGCUGGACAAGGACUGUUCAGGUAAACCGGGUGACCCAGAUUACGGUGUUGGAGGAGUUCUCGGUCUGCCUGAUCAUCGCAGACCGGUCGCUCAUAUCGUACCCGCUGGAUGUUGUGGCACCCGUGUCAAACUUCCCAGCGCCUGUGCACGAUAACCCCCGGCGGGCGCCGCAGCGGCUGGGCAAGGACGUGGCAUUCUUCGCCAGCGCACGGAUGAAGGAGCGGAUGCUGGUGUUCUACAAGCGCAAGGAGGGUAUGCACAACACAUUCAAGGUGCUGGAACCUGUCUUUCACAAGUCAUCGGAAAAGAAGUCGCGGUUAUUCGGAGGCCGGCGACCGGGAGGCGGCGCGACGGAAGCGUUCCGCGACUAUGACGAGUUCUACCUACCGACGGAGUGCUACUCGCUCAACCUGUUCCAGUCGUAUAUUGCCAUCUCGACGGCUAAGGGUUUUGAGCUUCUCACGCUGGACAAGAAGCAGCCCAUGUCAAUCCCAGACCUCAGGGAGCCAGCAAUUGCCAACAUUGCGACGCGUAUUCGAGACCAGCGGCCACUGGGCAUGUUCCGCCUCAACGACCAGGAGUUUCUGCUCGCGUACGAAGAUUGCGCAGUGUACGUCGAUAAGCACGGCGACGUCAGCCGAACGCUCAUCAUGGAGUAUUCUGGAAAGCAGAAGAAGGCGCGCGGGGCAACCAUGUACGGGCAGUACCUGCUGCUGUUCAAUGAGGACUACGUCGAGGUGCGCAACGCGGAGAAUGGGCGUCUGCGGCAGAUCAUCGCGGGACGGGAUGUCAAGUGUCUCGACUACGGCGUACGCGGGCCAACCGGAGGCACAUCAGUAAGCUCGACUAGCUGGCUACCGGGUCAGAGCCAGGCGCCAGGGGGCCAACAGCAGCUCGGCGAAGAGAGCAAGUCGACGGUCAAGAUUUCGAUGAGCCACCCAGAGAUUGCGGGCACGCAGAUUGUGCUUGAGAUGCUGCUGAAUGACGGACACACGGAGAAGUAG
Verticillium nonalfalfae is the source of this 5253-nucleotide messenger RNA. RefSeq lists its product as uncharacterized. The transcript has 3 exons. Gene Ontology annotation, molecular function: guanyl-nucleotide exchange factor activity. Bases 1 to 5253 code for a protein of 1750 amino acids. The record is from RefSeq and is a predicted model, not a curated record. Lineage: Eukaryota; Fungi; Ascomycota; Sordariomycetes; Glomerellales; Plectosphaerellaceae.